Vicia villosa (hairy vetch) is the source of this 1065-nucleotide messenger RNA. RefSeq lists its product as uncharacterized. The record is from RefSeq and is a predicted model, not a curated record. The transcript is spliced from 2 exons. The coding region runs from base 1 to 1065 and encodes 354 amino acids. Lineage: Eukaryota; Viridiplantae; Streptophyta; Magnoliopsida; Fabales; Fabaceae.
AUGCCUGAUCCCCUCAAGAACACAAGUAAGGCUAAAGUUGCUCACACUUCUGGUUGUGACCCAGCUGAAGAGGAGAUCAACAAGAAUGGACAAGGAAUUGCUGAGAAUACCAAUGUUACUGAGGAUGUCAAUGACAUCGAAGAUAAUGAGCACACUAAGAGUGCACAAGUGAAAAUCCCGGUCAAAGACUCUGUCAAGAAGAAGAGAACUUCUGCUGGUCCUAUCAAGAGCAGAGAUGUGGCUAAGAGUACAUGGGUUGGUCCAUCAAAAUCUUGGAGCAAGGUUGUUCCAAAGAAAAGAAAGGAGCAGGAAAUUGUUGAAUCUGAGUCGGAUGUUGAAGUGGAUGUUCCCGUCAUUGCAUCAAGGAAAAAGCCUACAACCAGCAAGCUUGCUGCAAGUAUUCCUGAAGUUCCUAUUGAUAAUGUGUCAUUCCACUAUGCCUCCAGUGCCAGCAGGUGGAAAUAUGUGCUCCAAAAGAGACUGGCUGUUGAAAGGGAGUUGGCUCCAAAUUCUCUCGAGAACAAGGAGGUCUUAGAGCUAAUUCAGGAAGUUGGACUAUUGAAGACUGUUUGCAAUCUUCCCAAGUGUUAUGAGAAGCUGGUCAAAGAAUUUGUGGUGAACCUAUCUGAAGAUUGUGGAAACAGCAUGAGUGUAGACUUCAGAAAGGUGUUUGUGAGAGGUAAGUGUGUAUCAUUCUCUCCUUCUGUGAUUAAUAAAUUCUUGGAAAGAACAGAUGAAGCUCAACCUGAGCUUGAAGUGACAGACAACAAGGUUUGUCAAGUGAUCACAGCCAAGCAGGUAAACAGCUGGCCCCUAAAAGAGAAACUAACUGCAAGUAAGCUGAGCAUUAAGUAUGCAAUGCUUCACAAGAUAGGAGCAGCUAAUUGGGUACCAACAAAUCACAAGUCCACUAUCUCAACUAUUCUCAAUUACCAUGAUGUAGUAUGCAAAAGAGAAAGCCCCUUGGCUUUCCACUAUAAAUUAUUUCAAGGUACGCAUGUUCCAAACAUUGUCAUGACAUCGGCUGACACAUCCAAGUCUGGAGCAUCAGCCAACAAAGCAUAA